Messenger RNA from Durusdinium trenchii, 270 nucleotides. The record is from the annotation of a GenBank genome assembly. NCBI's taxonomy places the organism in Eukaryota, Dinophyceae, Suessiales, Symbiodiniaceae.
AUGCGUUGCUGGACCAUCGGCGAGAGGUGUUCCUUCCAGCUAUUGGACAGACAGUUGCGGCGCAUGAAGGCUUCAGGCUUUUUGCAGCACAGAAUCCUGUUGCCACUGGAGGUGGCCGCAAGGGGCUUCCCAGGUCGUUUCUCAAUCGCUUCACUCGGGUGGUGCUAUCUCAAUUGUCACCUGCAGACUUGCGGCACAUCUGCCGACAUGUUCAUGCUGCAGCACUGGGAGAAGAAGUGGUUGAUCGGGCAGCGCCUGCUGCAUGUUUGA